This is a messenger RNA of Monodelphis domestica (gray short-tailed opossum), 8701 nucleotides long. RefSeq names its product Rho GTPase activating protein 35 (gene ARHGAP35). The record is from RefSeq and is a predicted model, not a curated record. Gene Ontology annotation, biological process: regulation of axonogenesis; Rho protein signal transduction; regulation of cell size. Lineage: Eukaryota; Metazoa; Chordata; Mammalia; Didelphimorphia; Didelphidae. Gene Ontology annotation, cellular component: cytosol. Gene Ontology annotation, molecular function: GTPase activator activity; GTP binding; GTPase activity.
AGAGGCAGCAGCGGGAGAAGGAGGAGUAGCAGCAGCAGCGGCAGCGGCGGCGGCAGCAGAGAACAUGGCGCCGGGGCCGCCGUCGCCGCCGCCGCCUCCGCCUGCUGAAGCCCCUAGGCCCGGCCCGCGCUGAGCCGGGGAAGUGCUGGCUGUUGAAUGAUGAGCAGUGAGAAAGGACCUUUUUCUGGUCCAUAAACGCUAUGAGAACUGUUUCUUCUCCUGCUUGGGCAGUUUUCCUGCACUGGUAACGACUGUCCUACCCUUGACCGGUGACAAAGCUCUACAGGACACUGGAAGACCCUUAUCAUCUUGGAAGUGGUUGACCCUGGCAGGAUGUGUCGACGAUGAUGAUGGCAAGGAAGCAAGAUGUCCGCAUUCCCACCUACAAUAUCAGUGUGGUGGGAUUGUCUGGGACAGAGAAGGAGAAGGGCCAGUGUGGCAUUGGGAAAUCUUGCCUGUGCAAUCGUUUUGUUCGCCCCAGUGCUGAUGAAUUUCAUUUGGACCAUACUUCUGUCCUCAGCACCAGUGACUUUGGUGGGAGGGUCGUCAACAAUGACCACUUCCUGUAUUGGGGAGAAGUUGGGCGCUCCCUGGAGGACUGUGUGGAAUGUAAAAUCCACAUUGUGGAGCAGACUGAAUUUAUUGAUGACCAGACAUUUCAGCCUCACCGGAGCACUGCCCUGCAGCCUUACAUCAAGAGAGCUGCAGCCACCAAGCUUGCAUCAGCAGAAAAGCUCAUGUAUUUUUGCACUGACCAGCUAGGGCUGGAACAGGACUUUGAACAGAAACAAAUGCCAGAAGGAAAGCUGCUGAUUGAUGGCUUUCUUCUGUGCAUUGAUGUGAGCAGGGGGAUGAACAGGAACUUUGAUGAUCAGCUCAAGUUUGUUUCCAAUCUUUACAAUCAACUUGCCAAGACAAAAAAACCUAUAGUGGUGGUUCUGACAAAGUGUGAUGAGGGAGUUGAGCGGUACAUUCGAGAUGCACAUACUUUUGCCUUAAGCAAAAAGAAUCUCCAGGUUGUGGAGACUUCAGCUCGAUCUAAUGUGAAUGUGGACCUGGCUUUUAGUACUUUAGUGCAGCUUAUUGAUAAAAGUCGGGGGAAGAUGAAAAUCAUCCCUUACUUUGAAGCAUUGAAGCAGCAAAGCCAGCAGAUAGCAACUGCAAAGGAUAAAUACGAGUGGCUGGUGAGCCGCAUUGUGAAGAGUCACAACGAGAACUGGCCAGGUGUCAGCCGGAAGAUGCAGUCUUCUCCCGAGUACCAGGACUACGUCUACCUCGAGGGAACACAGAAAGCCAAGAAGCUGUUCCUGCAGCACACCCACCGGCUCAAGCAUGAGCACAUUGAGCGUCGAAGGAAGCUCUAUCUCGCAGCCCUCCCACUGGCUUUUGAAGCUCUCAUCCCCAACCUUGAUGAAAUUGACCACUUGAGUUGCAUCAAAGCAGAAAAACUAUUGGAAACCAAGCCAGAGUUCCUCAAGUGGUUUGUUGUGCUUGAAGAAACACCUUGGGAUGCCACCAGCCACAUUGACAACAUGGAAAAUGAACGAAUACCUUUUGAUUUAAUGGAGACUCUACCUGCUGAGCAGCUGUAUGAGGCCCAUUUAGAAAAGCUGAGGAAUGAGAGGAAGAGAGCUGAGAUGCGAAGGUCUUUCAAAGAAAACCUAGAGACAUCUCCCUUCAUCACUCCUGGGAAGCCUUGGGAAGAGGCUCGGAGUUUUAUCAUGAAUGAAGAUUUUUACCAGUGGCUGGAAGAAUCUGUCUAUAUGGAUAUCUACAGCAAACACCAAAAACAGAUUAUAGACAAAGCCAAGGAAGAAUUUCAGGAACUACUUCUGGAGUAUUCAGAGUUGUUCUAUGAGCUAGAACUGGAUGCUAAACCCAGUAAAGAGAAGAUGGGUGUUAUUCAAGAUGUAUUGGGGGAAGAACAGCGAUUUAAAGCGCUCCAGAAGCUCCAAGCAGAACGGGAUGCCCUCAUCUUAAAGCAUAUUCACUUUGUGUACCACCCAACCAAGGAGACAUGUCCCAGUUGUCCAGGGUGUGCAGACUCCAAAAUUGAACACUCAGUGAGUUCUCGGUUCAUCAGACCUUCUGAGCGCAAUCAGAAAAACUCACUUUCCGACCCCAAUAUAGAUCGGAUCAAUCUGGUUAUUCUCGGCAAGGACGGUUUGGCUAGAGAGUUGGCAAAUGAGAUUCGGGCUCUUUGUACAAAUGAUGACAAAUAUGUGAUAGAUGGCAAAAUGUAUGAACUUUCUCUGAGGCCAAUAGAGGGCAACGUUCGACUUCCUGUAAAUGCUUUCCAGACACCGACCUUUCAGCCACAUGGCUGUCUCUGCCUUUAUAAUUCCAAGGAGUCUCUCUCCUAUGUUGUAGAAAGUAUUGAAAAAAGCAGAGAGUCCACUCUUGGCCGUAGGGACAAUCAUUUGGUUCAUCUUCCUCUGACACUAAUAUUAGUGAACAAACGAGGAGACACUAGUGGAGAAACACUACAUAGCUUAAUACAGCAAGGCCAGCAGAUUGCCAGCAAGCUACAGUGUGUCUUUCUGGAUCCAGCUUCUGCCGGUAUUGGUUAUGGGCGCAACAUAAAUGAGAAACAAAUUAGUCAAGUGUUGAAAGGACUUUUGGACUCAAAGCGGAACUUAAACCUUGUCAGUUCAACUGCUAGCAUCAAAGAUUUGGCUGACAUUGAUCUGCGGAUUGUAAUGUGUCUAAUGUGUGGAGAUCCAUUUAAUACAGAUGACAUUCUUUUUCCCAUUCUCCAGUCCCAAACCUGUAAGCCUUCUCAGGGCGGCAGCAACAACUCAGUUUUACUUGAAUUACCAAUAAUAGGACCCCACAAAAAGCGCAUUGAAUUGUCAGUUCUUUCAUACCAUUCCUCAUUUAGCAUUAGGAAAAACCGAUUGGUUCAUGGGUACAUCGUUUUUUAUUCAGCCAAACGGAAGGCCUCCUUGGCUAUGUUACGUGCCUUUCUUUGUGAAGUACAGGACAUCAUUCCCAUUCAGUUAGUUGCUUUGACUGACUGCACAACUGAUGUUCUGGACAACGACUUAAGCCGGGAACAGUUGACUGAAGGAGAGGAGAUAGCCCAAGAAAUUGAUGGAAGGUUCACAAGUAUCCCCUGUAGCCAGCCUCAGCAUAAACUUGAACUCUUUCAUUUAUUCUUCAAAGAUGUGGCAGAAAAGAAGAACAUUGUUGAGGCUACCCACAUGUAUGACAAUGUUGCUGAGGCCUGUAGCACCACUGAGGAAGUGUUUAACUCCCCACGAGCUAGCUCUCCUCUCUGUAACUCUCAUCUCCCCGACUCUGAAGAAGACACUGAGCCUUCCUCCUAUAGCCUCUUCCGAGAAGAUACAUGCCUGCCCUCCUUGUCCAAAGACCACUCUAAGCUCUCCAUGGAGUUAGAGGGGAAUGAUGGUCUGUCUUUCUUUAUGAGCAUUGAGAGUAAGCUCAACAACAAAGUACCUCCACCCGUGAAACCAAAGCCUCCUGUCCAUUUUGAAAUAAAAGGGGAUCUGUCUUAUUUGGACCAAGGGCAUAAGGAUGCACAGAGAAAAUCGAUGUCUUCUAGCAGCUGGUUACCUGCUGAUGGGUUUGAUCCAUCAGAUUAUGCAGAGCCUAUGGAUGCUGUGGUCAAGCCACGGAAUGAGGAGGAAAAUAUCUACUCAGUGCCACAUGACAGCACCCAAGGCAAAAUCAUCACCAUCCGUAAUAUCAACAAAACCCAGUCCAAUGGGAGCGCCAAUGGCUCUGACAGUGAAAUGGACACUAGCUCUUUGGAGCGAGGGCGCAAAGUAUCUAUAGUGAGCAAACCUGUGUUAUACAGGACACGGUGUACACGCUUAGGGCGCUUUGCCAGCUACAGGACAAGCUUCAGUGUAGGGAGUGAUGAUGAGCUGGGGCCAAUCCGGAAGAAAGAGGAGGAUCAGGCCUCCCAAGGAUACAAAGGGGACAAUUCUGUAAUCCCUUAUGAAACAGAUGAAGAUCCUAGGAGGCGGAACAUUCUGCGCAGUCUCCGAAGGAACACCAAGAAACCAAAGCCUAAACCCCGGCCAUCUAUCACGAAGACAACGUGGGAGAGUAACUAUUUUGGAGUGCCUUUAAACACCGUCGUAACUCCAGAGAAGCCCAUUCCUAUUUUUAUUGAAAGAUGUAUUGAAUACAUUGAAGCAACAGGGCUGAGUACUGAAGGCAUCUACAGAGUGAGUGGAAAUAAAUCUGAGAUGGAGAGCCUUCAGAGACAGUUUGAUCAAGACCACAACCUGGACCUGGCUGAAAAGGACUUCACCGUGAACACUGUGGCAGGUGCCAUGAAGAGCUUCUUCUCUGAGCUGCCAGACCCCCUUGUGCCCUACAGCAUGCAGAAUGACCUGGUGGAGGCCCACAAAAUCAAUGACCGGGAACAGAAGUUACAUGCUCUCAAGGAGGUGCUAAAGAAAUUCCCUAAGGAGAACCACGAAGUCUUCAAAUAUGUCAUCUCUCACCUAAACAAGGUCAGUCACAACAACAAAGUGAAUCUUAUGACGAGCGAGAACUUGUCCAUCUGCUUCUGGCCCACCUUGAUGAGACCGGACUUUAGCACCAUGGACGCGCUCACAGCCACACGGACCUAUCAGACAAUCAUUGAACUCUUCAUCCAGCAGUGCCCCUUCUUUUUCUACAACCGGCCCAUCGGCGAGCCCGCCGGGGCCACACCCAGCUCCCCCUCCUCGGGGGCGCCCGCCCUCCCCUUCCUCACCUCCACACCGGUCCUGGGUCAGUCGUCCCCGCCCCAGUCGCCUCCUCCCACUCCGCAGUCCCCACUGCAGCCGCCUCUCCCACCCCAGCUGCAGGCCGAGCACACCCUAUGAGGAGCAGCUUCCGGGCUGGGAGUCCGGGCUUCUCGGGGGAGGAGUUGGCAGGGCGGGCAGAGCUGAGGCCCAGCCUCCCCGCCGCAGCAGUGUGCCGGUUAGGGACCAGCCUGACCUUCCACACGAUGCUGCCUCCACUUCUUGGCAUCUGAGGGAACCCCCAGCAGUGGCCGGUGUUGGUCAGCCGUCCACAGGCCAGUUCCUGGGGCUCUCCCUCUCACCUCUUGUACAAAACUGGCCGGGCCCAUCCCCGGGCAGAGCCAAGACCCCAAGAACAGCUUCCUUUAACCCUUUCUCCCUGCACCCCACGUCCAUGCCCCACAGUGAGUGAGUAAGUUCAGGGUGGCCUUGGCAGAGUCCCUGGGCUCUGAGGGUGCCGCCUCAGCCAGGCUGGACAGCGGGCAGGGGAGAGAAGGGGCCCCACGCUUUUCUGACUUUAUCGCUCCCCUCAUCUGGUGGCGGUCAGCCGCCUUUGGAACAAAGAACACUGGAAAAGAAUUCUUAAGACACCGGGGAAAAAAGAAGCAGACCUCAGGCUGACAGCUGGACCCUGGCACUUUUUCUCCACAGAAGCAGGCCUGCAGUGUGGGGGCAGCCCCCUAGGAGCAUGGAGACUAUUGGGGCUGCCCGCCUCGGCCUUGCCUUUUGCCCCAGGGCACUGCCCCCCCUCCUGAGACCUCGGCAUCAAGCACUUAACAGGGAGAGCCGAGAAGCCCUGCUGGACCCAAGCGGGACUUGUGGGAACGUCGUACGGCUGGUGUGUGUGCGCGCGCGUGUGCAUGUGCGGAUGUCCGGGAGGGGCAGGGGCCAGGCCCGGCCUGGCAGGCUUCGGGCUGUUCUUCAGGUUUUCUUGGCAGGUGCUGGGUGGCUGCCCCAGAGGCCGAGACCCCGGUCUGGGGGAGGCCAUGUGGCUGCUCGGACUGUGUAUCCCAGAACUAGUCUUUUGGAUGUCCCAAACACUACAGCAGAGCUGGGCUGCCUUUGGCUGGAUGCCUGGGAUGGGGGGCUUCCCGCUCCCCACCCCCUCCCUCCCCAUGAUGGCUGCUGCUUCCCGCCCUGUCUCAACGACAGCACCGGCUCCAACAAGCCAGCGCAGGGGGUCAGGACACCCUGUGGCACCCCCACCCCCUCCCUAAGCCUGCGCUGCCCCCCGAGGUGCUUUGGGGAUGCCUGCUCUGCCCUGCCCCUUCUGGGAAGUAGAAGGAUGGACGCUGUUACAAGCCCCCCAACCCUGCUCGGCUGCUGCUCUGUGUACAGCUGCGAGGUGCCCCCCUUUCCCCUGACUUUGGCUCUGACCUCUGACAUCCCUCCUCCCCAGCAUCAUCCAUAACAACUGGACAGUGUGGUACCAGGCGAGGGGCAGGGCAGGGAAAGGGGCCACUGCUGGUCCUUGUGUUCCUCUUUGCACUUUAUGAAGCCAGGAUCUGUGCUCCAGGGACCUUCGGGACCCCUCAAGCAAGUGGGGGGGCUGGGAGUGGGGGCAAAAACCAGCACAGGGAAACCCCCCCCCCAUGGCAAAUGGUAUCAACCUCCCACAUGACUUCCUCCCCUGGGUAAGCUGGAUUCUUCCUAAAUCAACAUUCAUUGAUCAACAAAUUGCAUUAGUAGCCCCCACCUAUGGCACAAGGUGCUUGAAAGAAGCCUUAUUCCUUAAGAAAAUGGCUGCAUCAAACGCCCCCGUGUCCCUGCCAGCUUCGCAGCGUGUCCCCUCACCCGGCUCUGCCUCUGCUGCCCCCCGGGUGGGCACAUGCUUCCCUCUCUGGGGGGACACCAGCGGUCUGUGUCAUCUCUGUGCCUUCAUCUGCUGCCCCUCGCCUGAGGCCGCCUCUCUGGGCUUCAAGGAGGCCCUCGGUCAGGGAGAAGGUAGAGGAGGGACCAGAUAGCCCGGGGUGGCCACCUCUCCCUCCCCUCCUGUGUGUUUCUGUGUGUCGGGCCAGAUCUGGGCUUUUCCAUUCCUUUUCCCGCUCCCCACCUCUAGCACCAUCCUGGGAGGGCAAAACACGCCUGAGGACCACUGCCAGGCAUCUCCCUCCCCGUGGGCCUCCCUGGUGCCGGCAGACGGCCAUGCUUUGGGAGCUGAUGUGGAGAGCCAGGCUGUCCCCCUCCUCCAGCAAUAAGCCAGAUAAAUCCAGGCGGGGCUGGGGGGGACACGGGACCCAGACCAUCCGCCCUAGCCCAUGGCAGUGGCUCUGCAGAACCUCAGAAAGACAAAUGGGGUCUGGGCUUUCCCUGGAGACAGGUAGCCGCUGGCGUUUCCCCUCAUCCUCAGCGGCACCAGGCCACUGCCGCCAGACAAGGCAUUCCAUCCAGGCCUUCCUCCUAGCCCUCUCCAGUGCUUGAUGAUUGUAAAGCACUUUAAUUCGGUUGUUCACUUGAUCUCCCAGCAUCGCUAUCCCCACUUUACAGAUAAGGAAAUAAGCCUUGGAGAGAUUAAGGGACUUGCCCAGGGUCAGACAGCCUCCUAGUGAUGGAGCCAGACCUGGAACACUAAUUGGGCCCAGUCGCGGUGUCUCUCACUCCCUAGAAUCGUGGACUGUUAGAGCUGGAAGGUACCUUAGAAACUGUCUAGUCCAGCACUCUCAUUCUACAGAUAAGGAAACCGAGGCCCAGGGAGGUUACGGGGCUUGCCCAAGUCAUGCAUGUGUUGCAUCUACUAUCCAGCAGUAAAUUCAGUGGACCCAGAAAGGACCCACAACUGCCCACCUUGCUCUUAUCCCACGUUGGCAUGGUUCUUAUUAACUAAAUUUGUUUGGAUGCUUUUCCCCUCCUUCAGAUUUUGGGUUCCAUCAUCCAGGCACUUGUGCCUCUCUGCAGAGUUCCCAAGCCCCCUGGCUGUCAUGGAAGCAAAAGUGGCGAUUGUUUCCCACGGUGGCCCGGACAUUAGAUCAGGAGUGAGUUCACAAGGGCUUUCUGAAGCUUGAGAUGGGCACAUCCCUAGAUGCCCUUUAAAAUCAUGUCUGAAAAGAAAGGAUGAAGGCGGAAGGGGUUGGCAUUCUGCAUCUCGGGAGAUGGGGAGUCUUCCCUGGGGUGCUUCUUGCCAUUCUUUUCUUUCUGCCCUCCUUCCCCUUCUUAGACCCAGCCGUCCUACCUUUAGCCUUGCAACCCAAAGGUCCUAGGUCUGAUCACUGCCCCCUCGCCCCCCAUGCCCCAUCACCACCCCCUCCCUCCUAUUGGGCAAAGAUGUUUCCCAUUCAAUGUAGUCAAGCUGGCCUAAGUUAUUGUUUUCCAUAAAGAAAAGAAAAUCUUCAAACUUCCCUGUGUACAUUUAAAAAACUCUGUCUCAAGAUUGUAUGGGAAUAAAACUUGUUUGAACCUUUGGAAUAGUGCUGCCGCCGACUUAUUUUUCUGGUACUAGUAUUUUUCACAUGUUAAAUGAUCUUUCUAUGUGUCGAUUUAACACAUUUUGAGUUUUCACAUGAAAACAGAAGCAUACUAAAUGGUAUUAAAAUGUGUUAGUCCAACCGUGUGCCCAGAAUUCAAUGUCUCAGCAAACAUGGAGAACUGUAUGUAAAGAAAAGUAAUCCCAGUUGUUUCUUUGUAUUGUUAGGGAUGUUACCCAGUACGCCCCUUAGUUAGUGGUGUUAGGAAUGUUUGCUGCUCCCUUCCCCUGAGAACUCUUCGACACCAUGUCUUUUUCAGACCUAAAAAGCAGUUAGUGCAUGGUCAGCUAUAAAUGCUCUGCGACUGAGACAUCUCCAGCUGAGGUAUUUUCCCCCAAUUCUGGUUUUUUGUUUUGUUUUGAAAUCAUGUAUUUGCUACAAAGUAUUGUACUUGUCUCAAUGGGAAUGGUGUAAAAACUGAACAGGCCUUAUGUGACAUGUAUCAUAGUUAAUAAAUGAAUCUUGUAAAAAAUUAAA